This is a messenger RNA of Aspergillus aculeatus ATCC 16872, 2415 nucleotides long. Its product is annotated as CHAT domain-containing protein. The transcript has 4 exons. The record is from RefSeq and is a predicted model, not a curated record. Bases 1 to 2415 code for a protein of 804 amino acids. Lineage: Eukaryota; Fungi; Ascomycota; Eurotiomycetes; Eurotiales; Aspergillaceae.
AUGCAGGAAAAAGCGCUGUUAGUAUUCGGAAAUGCAGUAACGCAGACUAGUGAUGCCUUUAUCGCUGCUAGAAAGGCUGACAAUAAGUGGUGGACUUGUGUGGAUCCAAAGAGCGGUGGAUCCGGACACCAGAAGUCAGAUAUGAUCACCGAAAGAAUCCUCCGCAAGAAGGAAGAACUGUCGAGGCUGCCGGAUAAUGACCCUGGUAGGGCAGAUGUCUUGAGAAAUAUUGCAUUUGAGUACGAGGCGCGACGAUCCGCCACAAGUCAAGAGGAGGAGGAAAAUCUCAACAAAGCAAUCGAAUACUCCCAAUUGGCAGUCCAAGCUAAGCCAGAGGCGCACGCGUACCGAAUGUUCCUGAUUAUGAACCUGCAAAUACGAUAUGAACGAACCAAACGAAGCACAGACCUCGACCGAAUCAUCACCGAAAUCGAGACAAUCGGGGAUCUUGGAGGGCAUGAUAAUUUCGUCUUCUCGUUGGUAUUUGCUUCUGUCUAUAAUACGCGGUACCAUGAGACCGGGAACACAGACGACUUGCAAAAGGCCCUGGAUAUCUACAAAGAGGUUCGCCACGCGGUCCCAAAGGAGGAUUCCUUUGUUCAAAUCCUCACAAGUGGCUUGGAAGAGAUGUAUAUGGCGUACGCUCCUGCCGAGUUCGCGAGAGGAGAAAAGUUUGACACUUCUCUUGAUAAGGCCGAGCAAGCUUUUGCUCUCGCGGAGGUCGAUUCACCAAUAUACUGGGCUCUGCGAGCCUCUAUCGAGGAAGUUGAGACUAUACGCGCUCAUUCGUAUGAUGGCCUCAAUUCACCCUACAAGAAAAAGAUUUUACAUGCGCUUGGUGGACUAUAUAAGGAUCUCUAUGGGUUGACCCACGACAUCGCCGACCUUGACAAAGCAAUCGAUUCAAUGGAUGCCUUCUUUGGUCUGAAUGUUGACGAUACGAGCUCAAAUCGGUUGAUACUUGGGAACCUCUGGCUCGCGAAGGCCUCUCGCACGAAUGAUACUACAGCCUACCGUCGUGGACUACGGAGCUUCCAGCGAUGCUAUGAAUCUGAUCAAGCCCUGCCUAUAGAUCGUGUACGAGCGGCUAGAAGACUCGCAGAAGAAUUCAUAUUUCCGCAGAUACCUCUUAUCAGCAGCCGCGACCUGAAGCAUGAUGACAAGACUUACAGUCUGCAAAGCCUGUCCGGUCUCGCUGGUCACACCUGCGUCGCAUUACUUCGGAGUGGAUCUCUGACACAAGCACUUCUGAAAAUUGAGAUCAGCCGUGGUAUUCUUAUUGGUGAUUUGAUUGACCUUCAAAGAGACCUGUCAAACUUGCACCGGGUGCAUGAGGAUCUCGCCCUGAGGUAUAACAUGCUUCGGGAGAAGGCCUUGCGUGAUAUCCAUGUGGAUGAGCCGCAGCCGAUUAACAACCGUCGAGCUGCAUUUCAACUUCUGCAACAGUGCGAGAGUCGCAUCCGUGAGAAGACGGGCUUUGAGAACUUCCUGCAGCCGGUAACACUUCCGGAGAUUAUCGACUCUUCCCGCGAGGGGCCAAUUGUUGUGGUGAAUUCAGGGCCCAGAGAUCUAGAGAGUGAUCUGCCGCCAGAGGCGCAAGAUGUGGAUCUCCUGUCAUGGCUAUGGUACACUUGUGUAAAGCCAAUCCUUGAGCUGCUCGCGUCGCAUAACAGCAUCUCUUCUCGGCACAAAAGCCGAGUCUGGUGGAUUGGCGUGGGUGCGGCGAGUGGACUCCCCUUCCACGCCGCCGGCGACUACACCACCGGUCCCCACGACGAGAACAGGGCAAAGGAGAAUUGUCUCGACCGCGUCAUCUCUUCAUAUACCCCGACAAUCAAGACUCUUCAGAAUUCCCGGCGCAACGCUCAGCGAAGGGCGGCCCAGGCACCCAUCCAGCCAGAGGACAGCCCGUCUCUGUUGAUCGCCACGAUGCCGGAUACCCCGGGUCAUGGCACACUCCAUGGGGUCCGUCGAGAAGCCGAAGCCAUUAUCGAUACCGUCAGACACGCCAUGCAUGUAAACCAUCUGGCUGGGCCUUCUGCCGACGAGAUUCUUGCCCAAAUAUCGACGUGCGAGCUGGUACAUUUUGCCUGUCACGGGCACUCGGAUCCCGAGGACCCGGCUGACAGUCAUAUGCUUCUGAAGAAGAGGAGUAGUUCUGGUUUCGUGGUAGACAAGCUAACCGUCUCUCAGCUCCUUGAUCAAGCGACGUCCUGUGCCUGGAUUGCGUAUUUGUCUGCCUGUUCCACCGCGGAGAAUCGCGCCGAGAAGCUGCGGGAUGAGGGAAUACACCUGACCACUGGGUUCUUGAUUGCAGGCUUUCCGCAUGUUAUCGGCUCCUUAUGGCCAGCAAGCGAUCAGGUCUGUGUGUACAUGGCGGCGUUUUUCUAUGAGGCGCUGAUUUUGCAGUGUUAG